Molecule: messenger RNA, 1779 nt
Organism: Ogataea angusta
Lineage: Eukaryota; Fungi; Ascomycota; Pichiomycetes; Pichiales; Pichiaceae
Exons: 1
Coding region: 1-1779 (592 amino acids)
Biological process (GO): DNA-templated transcription
Cellular component (GO): nucleus
Molecular function (GO): DNA binding; zinc ion binding
Source: RefSeq, a predicted model, not a curated record
AUGAACGUGAACUGUGAGUUCACCGACAAGGUGCCCCCAAUGAAUAGACAUAAGGCGAAACAAAUACCAGAGGGCCCAGAGACUGUCUGUUUUGUGGACUUUGAGGAUCCAGUCGUACACAGCAAAGCAGAAGACAAAAAUGAUGAUAUGAACUCCUCAAGGGAGUUCUCUUCCAACGCUUCAGAAUUGUCAAGCUACACUAGUUUUUCUACUUCUUUAUCCGAAAUUGUCCCAACUCAGAUAGAGAAAGAUGCAAUUCAAAUCUCCAUUGAGGGUACGGAAGGUAAUCAUGACCUGGAAAUUGCUGGCAAGAGCCUUGGUGCCGUGCCCAUACAGGGGCACACUGCGAUGACGGAUCCAACUGAAGACGAAAUUGAAAGCGACGAACAUGAAUGCCAAUUUGUGUAUCUAUAUCAUAGUGGCUACCUGGAUCCAUUUUUGCUACAAAAUAGUGCAGCCUUGCAUUUAAAGUAUGGAAAAUCGCAUCUUAAAACUCUUGACAGUUCCUGCCAACCCCAGAUGCAGAUAAUGAUUGAAAACGGAAACGAGUCAAACAAUACUGGACUGGAAACAUCGACUUUUCAUCCUCACACGUCUAAUCUAUUUGAGAUAUUUUUGAAGCACGUCAACACACACUUUCCAGUCGUAUCUGCAGCCGGCUUUCAAAAGCUUAUCAACCAAAAUAAAGCUUGCUUUCUGCUCUUGACAGCUCUAAUUCUAGCAACUGACAGCUGGCAAAAAGACCCACAACUGACUCUUAUGGAGCGGCCCGAUGUGGAUUUGGUGGUCAGGCAAGUCACACAGUCAAUACUAUCCGAAGCGUCUAACCCGUCUCUUGCAGUUAUGCAAUCCAGUCUGCUUCUGUCUCAAAAACUAUUUCUGAAUGGGUUCGGCAUUGAUGGCACACCCGAGCUUGCCAUUUUGAGUGUAGCGUACACGCUGGCACAGACUAUGGGGAUUAACAUUGACUGCACACAGUGGAACAUUUCUUCUUGGGAGAAGAAAAUCAGAAGGCGUCUCUGGUGGACACUGUAUAUUCAAGAAAAAUGGUUUUCUUUUUCCCUUGGCCGCAGAAGUCAUAUAUCCAAAACAGACUGGAAUGUAUGCCCGCUCACUGAAUUCGACUUCGAAAACAAUUCUCCUUCUGACAGCAACGAACAAGCGCGUCAUAGUAACAGGUUGUUCUGCUUGAUGGCAGAAAUGACAGAACUCAUAGACGGUAUUGCGAGUGAAUUCGACAAACACAUCUCUCUCGAUGCAGCGUAUAAAGCAGCUGAUCUUCACUUGACAAGAAUCGCAGAAUUCGAAACUAAACACUCUGAUUAUUUCAGAUUGGAGAACAGUAAAUACCCUGACUCCCCUAUCGCUGCACUAGUAAUAGCUAGCGUUACUGCCAAGGCGACAAUACACAAAACAGUGCUUCAUCGAAUACUGUCACAGAAGCAGGAGAAAUCGAGUGAUUUGGACGACGACUGCAAACACCGAACAAUAUCACAAGAGGCUAUACGACGGAGCAUUCAACUUUGUGCGGAGAUAUUAGAUAUACUUGGACGGCUCCGGCCAUACCAUUUUGAUUCCUUCUGGUACUCCUGGGCCAGAUUCAACUUUGCUACCAUUUCGAGCUUUUUCUUACUUUUGAACCAGGUGACAUCCAAACACCAGGAGGAGCAGGUAAUCAAACUGCAAAUGACAAAGCUCCAGUACUUCAUCCAGUCCAGGCUGCCGAUUUUCAGCCACCUGGGACUAGCAUCCCGAGUUCUAGAGUUGAAAAGAACUUGA